Molecule: messenger RNA, 3918 nt
Organism: Plasmodium inui San Antonio 1
Lineage: Eukaryota; Apicomplexa; Aconoidasida; Haemosporida; Plasmodiidae
Exons: 1
Coding region: 1-3918 (1305 amino acids)
Molecular function (GO): protein binding
Source: RefSeq, a predicted model, not a curated record
AUGGUGAGGCACAAAGCGUACGUGAGCCGGGAGUUCCGGCCGAAUACCUUCCGAGGCGAGACUAAGGAGCAGGAGAACGCGAGGAUAGCAGAGUUAAACCAACUGGAAGAAGAGCUAGCCAAAAACCAGUACACCAGCAAGCUGCACAAGGAGUUGCUUCUUCAAAACGUCAAUUUCGACAAAGAAGCAAAGGUACUGAAACUACACUUGGCAGGAAAUCUAAUCAAAAACAAGCCUAUAGUGAGCAGGAAAAAUAUUGCCUAUGUUAGUAGCGAAAGUGGAAUCCUACUAAUCGAUUUAAAAAAAAAAAAAAAAAAAAAAAUAGUCACCUCGUUCUUUAUAGAUAGCAUAUUUUAUUUUCUAGACAAAAAAACAAAACAAGAAUAUUUAGUUUUGAAAAGUUUCAAUAAUUACAUUUACCUGUAUCUGAUCAGUGAUAGAAAGUUUCAUUUUGUGAAAAAAUUUUUCAUCAAGAAUUUAUUCUAUAUAAACAGCUUUGGGAAAAAUGGCGAAUUGUGUUUCGCUACCUGGGAGUUUGAUCCGGAGGGGAAAAAGAUGUUCAUGAAUUUUUACCUCCUCAGAUUUGUUUUCAACUAUGAGUCUCCCCUGUGUUACUUAAAUGGGGAGAUACAUGAGGCGGAGAAGCCUGAGGUGGGAAGGACUCAAGUGGGUGAGACUCAGAUGGGGACGACUCAGAUGGGGACGACUCAGAUGGGCGAGUCCUCCCCACCGACGCACGUGACGUACACGUUUUCCUCAGACUCGGAGGACUCCUUCAAGAAGGAAGUAUUUCCGUGCGAGUUGAUGGUGAGCAGUUCGGAUGGGGAGGAGGAGCAGCGGAAAAAAGUCCCUGCAUCACCGCUUGCCCAUUUGAACGGCGCACACACGCAGAAUGACAACGAGUAUGGAAGCCAAAUCAACGGAUUUCUUCCCCGCGGUGAUGGAACAACUGCGAAGAGGCAGAAGACAGAAAUGAAGCCACAGAGGGGGAUCCCAAAUGGACGAAGACAAUCGAUGCACGUUACCGCGAAGGUGAAAAUAAUGCCACUUGUGAAGAUAAAGUAUAUGUACUUCUCCAUGGUAGACAUGAACCCAAGUCUUACGAAGCUGGUGCUAGCCAAUAAUAACCUGGUCGUCGUAUACGACACCGUGAAGAGGAGAUACAAUCUGCUUUAUUUUAAGAGUUUCAUUUCUGCUGUAAAAUUAAGUGAUGAAAAUUUUCUCUGUAUUGGAUUUCUCAAUGGAUUUAUACACAUCUUUCUGUUUGAUCAAGUGACGAAGGAUGAAGGCAGUGCGAAGGACAUGUUGGGGUGCAAUGCCUUUGUGGGAGAAGCCUUCGGAGGGGGGAACGACUCCGCGCGAAAGGCGAACUUUAUGUCCUUGUUGAAAGCGAUCGAAAAUGCUUACCCUUACAUCCCAGGGUAUGAAGUGGAAUACUACGGGAAGAGCGGAGAGUUGCCCGGUGAGGGUGGGGCAGAAAGGGCCAUCCAGAGCAGCGCCAGCAUCCCCUACAUCAACUUCCAACUGCGGAAAGACAAAAUCGUCGACAUGCAGAAGGCAGACAUAGUGAAGUACAAGUGGCACAGCCACGCAGUGUAUAACAUAACUAUCGACAGAAGGAAAGUAAUCUCCUGUGGAGAGGAAGCCGUUUUGCUCAUUUACGACAUAGACAGUGGCAUGACCGAGUUUAUUCCUCACCUGGGAUCCCCCUGUUACUACACCUACGUGAAUAAAGAGAAAAACCUAAUUAUCUGCAACUCGCUGAACAAUACGAUUCACUUUAUCAAUUACAACCACCGUUUGUUUUUCUAUUCAUAUGUCGGUCUGUACAUGCCCCUUUCCUUGAGACACCUGUUUUUGAAUUACUCCAAUGUAUACGAGGGCAUAAAAAAUAGCGUUAAGAUUUUCGAAGAACAGAUUUGCAGCUCGUACGAUUACUCCCUGGGGUGGCGCGCGCCUUCUGGUGCUCUGCUGGCGGAGGAGGACGUCACCAUGGGGGUCCUUAACGGGGAUACCUCAACGAAUUCCAUAGCGAAUUGUGAGGAGGACCAACGUGACAGUAAGGGGACGAGUAGCGAUUGCACGGGGAGCAGUGACCCUGGGGAGAACUUCGAGGAUGGCGCCAUGUCGGGGGGGCAGCCCUUGGGAAGCCUGCCAGGAAGCGACCGUCGCUCCAGGGCAAGAGAACUACGAGACGACCUCCUAGCAAUCCCAGACGAAGGGAUAGAACUGAGUUCCUGCGGAGAAGACGAACUGGGCGCGUCUCACUCGAAGGUGGCUCACUCCAACGCGGCGAGAAAGCAAAAACGGAAGGAAAAACCCAUCAUAAGUUUCAAGCAAAUCCAGGAAGACAUCGAAAGGAGCAUUUACAAUCAUACGAAUGUACAGAAUAAUCUGUACAAAAAAUAUCAAAUGCAAUUUUAUUGUGACUCCAACAGGGGGUUGGUUUUCUCCUUCUUAACAUCCUUCUGCAAUAUUCAACUGUACAAUGUGGAAAAAGAUAAACACAUAAAGUUUGUGUGUCCCUUACAGGUGACGUACAAAAGUAGGUCCAAUGUUGAGGCUGUGAACGAUUUGGAGCUUCUUUUCUUCUCCUUCACUGAGAGUAGGCAUUUACUAAUGACCAUCGAGAGGAGGAACUACCAACUGGAGGAGGUCUGUGGGAACGACGCCAACGCGUUGGUGCAGACUUUGUACACCUUCAAAAUCUGGAGGAUCGUGAGCAACCAUUUGGACUAUGAGCCAGUUUAUGAGCAGUCCAUCACAUGUGACCAAGUGGGAGAAGCACAUGCACGGGGAAGCGGUGAAGAACAGUACCCACCCAAUUGCAGAGAACACCCUGGGGAGGAACCACUAGAGAAGUACAGAUUGAUCGUGAGUCAUCCCUUCCUCAGCAUUUUCCUCGUACUGGAAUGCGAUGGAGAUAUAACUGUUUGGUGCUUGGAAAAGAGCGAGCGUAUUUUCGAGGCCAGCGUGUCCAAAGACUACGAGGUGGAUGUGUACCAGACGCAGGACAGGAGCAGCUACUACAGGGAGCUGCGGAGGUUGAAUCACCUGGCAAGUGUGUACGGGGGGGACAUUGGUGAUAGCACAGAGAAAAGCGGCCAGGAGCCACACCUUAAGAAGGAUUACCAGAAGGGGAGAGCCAAUCAAGGAGACGCCAAUGAAGAAGAAACCAACCAAGGAGAUGCCAACGAAGGAGAUGGCGACCAAUGGGACGAUAACCAAACCGUCACAGUCAUUAAACGAAUAAACCACAAGAACCACCCCAUCUUAGGGGGGGACAUCACUAGCGACGGGAAAAUCCUUUGCAUCUGUCAUGACAGAUUCAUAACCAUAUGGGACACAACUACACUGAGAGUGCUGGCAAUAAUUAGUCACGCCAUUUACACGGGCCUCAAUGAGUUCCUAUUUAGACUUUACAAAGGAAUAGAAAUCAUUCAGACGGACACGGACAAAGGAGAGGCAAAAGGACAUGUGCCGCACAUGUGCUUCUUCGCAUUCGACUCCAUUUUUAUUUACUCGCUACAUGAGUUCCACCUGGUUUAUCAGAAGAAAAUAAAAAACGGAAUCAUCGAAUACGUCAAGUUUGACAAGUACAACUGCAGGUUUGUGGCCAUUGGUGUUACAAAGAGGCUUAGAGAUGGGAGCAGCCAAAGGAGAGGCACCAGAGCAAAUAGCAUUGUACAGAGGAACUACCUCUACGAAUUCACUUCCAACGUUUUGAAAAAGAGGAAGUUAUUCUACUCGUCGAGGGAUAGGCCAAUCGUGGCUUUGGAUUUUGCCCCCCUCAACGAGAGGAAAAACAUCUCCCUCAGUAGCUUCCAGCCGUCCACAUUGUUGGUCACUCUCAACUCCAAGUUCCAGGUGUGCACCUUUUAUUUUAAUAACUACGCGGAGUUUAUGCAGCUCUCGUGA